Messenger RNA from Trichoplax adhaerens, 696 nucleotides. RefSeq lists its product as uncharacterized. Gene Ontology annotation, cellular component: membrane. Gene Ontology annotation, molecular function: G protein-coupled receptor activity. The transcript has 3 exons. Gene Ontology annotation, biological process: G protein-coupled receptor signaling pathway. The coding region runs from base 1 to 696 and encodes 231 amino acids. Lineage: Eukaryota; Metazoa; Placozoa; Uniplacotomia; Trichoplacea; Trichoplacidae. The record is from RefSeq and is a predicted model, not a curated record.
AUGGAUUCACACAAUUAUUCUAAUUUCUUCAAUGUGACCAGUGAAGUUGCAUUAUCCUUUGUGGUUCUGCAACCAAUUUAUUUUUUUUUCGGAUUUAUUGGAAAUGGAGCGGUAUGUGUUAGUUUAUUAAGGAAAUGGAAAAAAUUGCAAGUCAACGACUACUUUGUGAUUAACUUGGCACUUUCUGAUGGUCUAAGUAUUAUUGGAAGUAUGAUAUCGUAUUUUCCGUCGUUUAUUCGGAUUUAUAUCAACGAUAUUCCAGUUUAUCAAACAGAUUCUAUUAGUUGUAGAUUUAAUGGGGGCAUUAUCAUUUACUGUGCUCUUGUUAGCAUCUAUUCAAUGAUGUUUUUGGCUGUGAUACGCUAUUUAAAAAUCGUAAGGUCGCAAAUUUCAUAUCGAUUAAUUAAAGGAAAGAGAUUCGUUUUUACUUUCUGGGUUAUUAACUGGGUAUUUCCAUUAAUUGUCGUUGUACCUCCUGUUAUUGGCUUUUGGAUAUCCUAUUUUCCGUUCUUAGUUGCCAUGACUUUAAGUUGUUUUUAUUCAAAUCCGCUACUAGAUAAAUUAUUAGUGUUAACAAUUUCUGUUACUUAUACUAGCAGUUUGGUUAAUCCUAUUAUAUUUUUAAUUAACAAUAGUCGUGUUCAAAAGCGUAUUUCAGGGAUUAUGGGUAAGUGGAGGACUGCUCCGUCUGGAUAA